Molecule: messenger RNA, 1129 nt
Organism: Eremomyces bilateralis CBS 781.70
Lineage: Eukaryota; Fungi; Ascomycota; Dothideomycetes; Eremomycetales; Eremomycetaceae
Exons: 1
Coding region: 114-776 (220 amino acids)
Molecular function (GO): protein dimerization activity
Source: RefSeq, a predicted model, not a curated record
GUCUCUAUCCAACCAUAUACUCUACAGUCUACACUCGUCAAGUCAUUGCUGUUACGCUUGGUGAGGUCCGAUAUAUACUUGGCUUUGAAUCAUCAUACCAACCGACCACCCUCAUGGCGGACUACCAGUUAUUUGAUGCCUUCCCACAAUAUGAUGACCCGAAGUGGGACAUGGCCAAACAAUACCCCGUCGACUCAUGGGAUUACAUAAACUUCGACAGUGUCAAUCCCAUAGACACCUGGCUCGAUCCCUACUCCCUCUCAGACGAGCCAUCCAAGCAGUCAUGGGAUGCAUCAGUCAACCCACCUGCCGACACCACUUUCCUAAACACAUACGGCUCUCCACUCUCUCCGCCAUUAUCACAAUCAACAGCGAGCCCAUUUCAAAGUCCAAUCCUUAAGGCAGAGUCUCCAGUGCUGCCCGAGGCGUACCCGCCAGUUCAAUCGCCAACGCCGAAGCGAAGAAAAACCGCCUCCCCAACCCCUCGCAACGCCAGCAAGCCGGCGAACAAACCCACCCCCCGCGAACGCAUCCCCCACAAUGAAGUGGAGCGCAAGUAUCGGGAAGGCUUGAACCAAGGCAUGGAGCGGUUACGUCGCGUGCUUCCCAACCUCCCGCAGUCGAACGAUCGGUUUUCGUUCGAUGCGGCCAAGGUCAGCAAGCUGGUAGUGCUGGCAUCGGCGGUCGACUACCUGCAGGAGGUCGAGGGUCAGAUCAAGGGGUUGCAGGAGGAGAACCAGAUGUUGAGAGCGCAGUUGGCGGAGCGAAGAAGAUAAUGAGGGGGAAAGAACAACUGCUUUGUCUUCGACGUUAUAUUUGCGAGCGUUGGGAAAUUGGGCCAGAUCGAUACCACUUCAGGCGUUGUUCAAGGACAUGAACAGAUAUGGAUAACAGCGCCCCUGUGGCCGCUUAAUGGGAUAAUCACGAAUGGAAUAGAUACCGAGACGUGAUUCCAAAAUAGUGUUGGAGAUGGAUCAUUCCAAUCAAUAUUAUUCCUCAGUACGAAAGGAUUUAAGCCAACAGUCCGAGUCUUGAUUUAUAUGACGCCAUUCAAGAAGCUCCAACGCUUCGUAAACGCCACGCCAAUGCAUCCGCAGGUAUAUGACCAGAAUAAACAAAAUGCGCCGCC